UCCCUGCGUGUUCCUGCUGGAGGGCGAGCGACGUAGAGUCAGAGCGCAGAGAGAGAGAGCGAAGGGGAAGGCGGACCUGCGAGGAAGCAGCACGAGCGCUCUCCGCGUUUACGUUUCAUCGAUACCGCAAAUCGAUCGGAUGGAUCCGUGACGUGACGUAUGGUCGGAUUCGCCUCGGAGGGACGUUGUCGCGCUCGUGUUCGGCUCGCGGUGUCACGGAGGGGCAGCCAUGGGCUUCUACGGAACGCUGAAGCUCAUCUUCUACAAGAUGAAGAGGAAGCUGGAUCACGGUCCAGACGGACGCCCGUUCCCCGCAGGAAAGAAACACUGCAAAGGCGGCGGCUACCUCAGUCCUUCAUGUCUGGCUCAAGCCACACCCACCACUUUCGGGGAUCUUCGGCUGGCCAAUGGGCAUUCAGCUCAGCGGCGGCGUGUCACCUCUGGCCCGCCUCCCUCUGGCCUGCAGGACUGGCUUCAGACCUUCCAGAUGUGGAGCGGACCUGAAAGGCUGUUGGCUCUGGACGAGUUGAUUGACAGGUGCGAGACCAGCCAGGUGAAGCACGUGAUGCAGGUCAUCGAGCCCCAGUUCCAGAGGGACUUCAUAUCCCUGCUGCCCAAAGAGCUCGCCCUGUACGUCCUCACCUUCCUGCCUCCCAGAGACCUGCUGCGGGCCGCCCAGACCUGCAGGUACUGGAGGAUCCUGGCGGAGGACAACCUGCUGUGGAGGGAGAAGUGCCGGGAGGAAGGUAUCUCAGAGUCUGCGUCAUAUCGCCGCAGGGAGAGUGUGCGGCCAAGCGCAGCAGCGGUCAGCCCGUGGAAAUCCGCCUACAUUCGACAGCAUCGGAUAGAAACCAACUGGAGGAAGGGGGAUACGGGGGAACCCAUGGUGCUGAAAGGUCACGACGACCACGUGAUCACCUGCCUCCAGUUCAGCGGCGACCUGAUCGUGAGCGGCUCUGAUGACAACACCCUGAAAGUCUGGUCUGCCGUCACGGGAAAGUGUCUGCAGACGUUGACGGGUCACACCGGCGGGGUGUGGUGCAGCCAAAUGGCCGUCGCCACGGUGAUCAGCGGCUCCACAGACCGGACGCUGCGCGUGUGGGACGCAGAGAGCGGGGAGUGUGUGCACACUCUGUACGGACACACGUCCACCGUGCGCUGCAUGCAUCUCCAUGGCAACCGGGUGGUGUCGGGGUCCCGGGACACGACGCUGCGCGUGUGGAACGUGACGACGGGCCAAUGCGAGCACGUGCUGACCGGCCACGUGGCAGCGGUGCGGUGCGUUCAGUACGACGGCCGGCGCGUGGUGUCGGGCGGCUACGACUACAUGGUGAAGGUGUGGGACCCGGAAACAGAGGUGUGUCUGCACACGCUGCAGGGACACACCAACAGAGUUUACUCACUGCAGUUUGACGGUGCGUUCGUGGUCAGCGGAUCUUUAGAUACCUCAAUAAGAGUCUGGGAUGCAGAGACAGGCGGGUGUGUCCAUACGUUGACUGGUCACCAGUCCCUCACCUCUGGCAUGGAGCUACGAGACAACAUCCUGGUGUCCGGGAAUGCUGACUCCACCGUGCGGGUUUGGGACAUCCGGACUGGACUGUGUUUGCACACGCUGCAGGGUCCGAACAAACACCAGUCUGCGGUGACGUGUCUGCAGUUCUGCAGAGGUCUGGUUCUUUCCAGUUCAGAUGACGGGACAGUCAAGCUGUGGGACCUCCGGACCGGAGCGUGGCUGCGGGAUGUGGUGGCGCUGCAGAGCCGAGGAUCAGGUGGCGUCGUGUGGAGAAUCAAGGCGUCCGACACCCGUCUGGUGUGUGCUGCUGGCAGCCGCAACGGCACCGAGGAGACCAAGCUGCUCAUCAUGGAUUUUGACCUGGAGGACAGGAAGACGGAGGCCGACUAAAGAAGAAACGGCGUCACAGGGAGAGCGGGACGUAUAUUAGGUUUUACUUUCGACCAAAGUCCUGUUUGGAUCCAGCAGAACUAGAGGGCAGCCGCCUGAUGGACAUGAAGAGUGAUGCUGGCAGACAGGUUCCAGCUUUUUAAGGGUCUCUAACGAGCAUCAGACGAUGGAUGAAGAGCGUUUUAAGUUCUGAAUGUAUCCCGUUGGAGAAGAAGAAAAAAUAUUUCAGUUUUUGCUGCUGAACCGACGCAGAUGUUUGACACAAACCCGCUAAAGCUACCAGGCAGAGGGUCAACGGCGCCCCCUGAAGCCGACGUGGAGACCGCCGGAGCCCAAGCGCUCUGGAUUCAGACCGGCUUCAGGACGUCUGGGAUGAAAAGUUCUUCCCUGCUGCUCACCUUUGAGCUGAAAUGGAUGUAAAAUUAAAGUUUGGAGCGUUUCAGUCAGAAGUAAAUAUCGCCACCUGGGGGCGGGGCUUAAAGUCGGCCCAUGACUUUCUCUGAAACACAUAAAUCCAGGUCGUUCUGUGUUUGAAGCCAAAGUGAUGCUGAGCCACUUUCAUUCAACAUCAGUGUGAAGAUGUUUUUGUUUUGUAUCGUCCUAAAAUGACAUUUAAAUGUUUUGGAAUUUAUUGACCUCUAUUUUCACCAAAAUCCUUUAUUUUUCAAUUCCAAAUGAUGAUUUUAAGGCGAUCAGCAGAUUUUCUUCCGCUUCCAUCCAUCAGAGGGAAUCAAAUCCCUCCUCCAACCCCUUUGCUGCUGACGUUCCUCCGUCACCGUUUCUGCUGUCCGUGAAGUGAGCAGAAAAGGUAAAUCAUUUAAAAAAAUUGCUCUUUGGAGAUGAGUCGGUGAUAAGCCGUUGUUGCCAGGCAACAGCUGGAGCCGGCAAAGCGGCGAAUCUCCCACAGCAACCGGCGGUAUUUCAGGCUGCGGCGUUGACCUUCAGCCUCUGUGGUGACGUGUAGAUUGUUGUAAAUACAGGAAGGAUGUACAUAAUUCAAGGUUUUAUAAUAGAAACAGAAACUUAUUGUCCUGGGGAAUCAAGAAAAGAGGUAUGAACAAAAAUGAAUAAAUGAGGAGGAGUUUUGUAAA
Molecule: messenger RNA, 2994 nt
Organism: Oryzias latipes (Japanese medaka)
Lineage: Eukaryota; Metazoa; Chordata; Actinopteri; Beloniformes; Adrianichthyidae
Product: F-box/WD repeat-containing protein 7
Biological process (GO): ubiquitin recycling; proteasome-mediated ubiquitin-dependent protein catabolic process
Cellular component (GO): nucleus; cytoplasm
Molecular function (GO): ubiquitin binding
Source: RefSeq, a predicted model, not a curated record